Messenger RNA from Nasonia vitripennis (jewel wasp), 3740 nucleotides. RefSeq names its product 85/88 kDa calcium-independent phospholipase A2. Gene Ontology annotation, molecular function: protein binding. Bases 282 to 2666 code for a protein of 794 amino acids. The transcript has 8 exons. Gene Ontology annotation, biological process: positive regulation of ceramide biosynthetic process; lipid metabolic process. The record is from RefSeq and is a predicted model, not a curated record. Gene Ontology annotation, cellular component: mitochondrion. Lineage: Eukaryota; Metazoa; Arthropoda; Insecta; Hymenoptera; Pteromalidae.
GACACUUACGAUGCCUGUCUGACAUUAUCCCCCGCACGACGAAGUGUCCCGCCAUAACCUCGCAACGAGCGUAAGUUUUUUGCGAAGUUUUUUGCUUAUUCUUAAUGAGUUUUUUUCAUGCGUUUUGGUUGAGUUGAAAGAACUGGGCUUUUUGGAAGACUAGAGGCGAGUUUGUGAGAUUUGUUCCUCCGCUUGGCAGUGCAGGUGGUUGUUUCGUUGAUUAUUCGCUGCUCACAUUCUUCUGAAACUGUAAAAAUCUUCCUCGAUUGAUUUCACUGAGAAUGGCGUGGCUUGGAAAUAUUGCUAACACCGUACUUCAGAAAUUCUUACCUGACGUACCUGGAAAUCACGUGCAAGAGGUAAGGACAAAUAACUAUCACAAGAGACACAUCCAUUGUCGAGAGGAUGGAAUUGUCUUGUACACUCCUGAAAACGUGGAAAAGGAGAAGUACGAUAUUGUUUUGCACAGGCCAUGCACUGAAACCUUGCAUCAAGGCUAUAGUCUGUUUCGAUCCGAUAAUCUAGAAGAGGCAGAAUCUAGAUUUAUUAUUUACAAAGACAGAGUCCCAGUUCUCAUGAAAAUAUGUCGUGAGAUAGGGAGUGUUAACAGAAUACAAAAGCUAUGCGAUACAUUAGUAGAGCAUCCAACAUGGAAUUUGGCUCAUAUUUCAGCUCAUCUAUUGUUAUACGAUGCUUUCAACCAUGAUGUUGUAAAUAGUUUAUUAAAUAGUAGUGACGAAGAAACUGGAGCGUCUCCACUUCAAGUUGCUAUACAAACCAACAAUUUACGAAUAGUACAAAUGUUAAUCUCAGCAAAGAGCUCAUUGGAGCAUCUAGAUUUUAAAUUAAAUACAGUUUACCAUUAUGCAGCCAAUUCAACAAAAGACAUCAUUUUAGCCUUAGGUUCUGAUCUUCCAAAUACCUUAAACAGUAGAAACUCGGAUGGCUAUACACCUAUGCAUAUCGCUUGCCUCAACGAUAAACCUGAAUAUGUUAAAGCACUUUUGCUUAUUGGAGCAGAUGUCAAUAUUCCUGCAUCUGAAGGUGUAUCAGCAACAACUCCAGGGUUCAUUGGCGACUUUCUCCACAAUCAACCCAACAGUUUAAAGACGGACGAUAUGAAAUUUGGUGGAACACCCCUGCACUGGUCUUGCAGCAGAGAAGUCAUGAAUGCGCUGAUAGAAAAAAAUUGUAACAUUGAUGCUCUGAAUUUCGAAGGUAGAACAGCCCUUCACAUCAUGGUAAUCAGAAAAAGACUCGAGUGCGUGGCAGCACUCCUGAGCCACAUGGCCAACAUCAACAUAGUCGACAAAGAAGGAAAUUCACCGUUACAUUUGGCAGUAACUCAAUCAACGCCUACGAUAGUACAGCUGUUGAUAGCUUUUGGUGCGGAAAUAAACGCAAAGAACUGGAAGUCCCAGAGUCCCCGUCAUCUCGUCAACAUAGACACCAACGACGGUCAGAAGAUACUGUACAUCUUGCACGCAGUCGGUGCCGAGCGCUGUCCGACCGACAUGAAGGGUUGCAGUAUUGGCUGCAAGCACAACGAGAAUUUUGACGGCGUUGCACCGCCUGAGCCACCUACAGUGGCGCCUCGGACCGUCCUCGAUCAGAUGCUCUACGUAUCGAGUAUGGAAAAGAUGGCCACUAAGAAGCGCAAGCGCACGAAAGGUGGACGGUUGCUAUGUCUGGACGGAGGUGGCAUCAGAGGCUUAGUUCUCGUGCAAACUCUACUGGAGGUCGAAAGCGUGCUGCAGAAGCCUAUAUCGAGCUGUUUUGAUUGGAUUUCUGGUACUUCCACUGGAGGAAUUUUGGCACUUGGCAUAGCCACAGGAAAGAAUUUAAAGGAGUGCCAGGCUCUCUACUUCCGUAUAAAAGAUAAUGCAUUCGUGGGAAGGCGACCGUACGACAGUGAGCCUUUGGAAAAUGCAUUGAAGGAAACGUUAGGCGAGGUGACGGUGAUGGCGGACAUUCAAAACCCUAAGCUGAUGAUCACGGGUGUUCUAGCUGAUCGAAAGCCCGUAGAUCUGCAUUUGUUCCGGAAUUACGAUUCCCCGAGCAAGAUUCUAAACGUUCCAGUCAGCGAUAAAUUUAAGGCGACUCUUGAACCGGAGGAGCAGUUGCUGUGGAAAGCAGCAAGAGCGACUGGAGCUGCGCCUUCCUACUUCCGAGCUUUCGGGCGAUUUCUCGAUGGAGGCCUCAUUGCCAACAAUCCCACUCUCGAUGCCAUGACCGAGAUACACGAGUAUAAUCUUGCCUUAGAAGCUGUCGAUCGUUCCAACGAAGUUGUGCCCCUGUCGUUGGUCGUUUCGGUGGGCACUGGAUUAAUACCUAUGUCGCCGCUGCAGAAUGUUGAUGUGUACCGUCCUGGGGGCAUUUUUGAUACUGCUAAAUUAGCUAUGGGUAUAUCGACGUUGGCGACACUGGUGGUGGAUCAGGCGACAGCGAGUGACGGCCGCGUGGUGGACCGAGCGCGUACCUGGUGCUCGAUGAUCGGCGUACCAUACUACAGAUUAAAUCCGCAGCUAUCUGCCGAGGUACCGAUGGACGAGAAGAGUGACACUGUUCUAGCUGAGAUGAUGUGGACUGCCAAGGCGUUCAUGCAUGCCAACAGGGAUCAGAUCAAAGAGCUUGCAGCUGUCCUCAGCUCUGUUUCCGAUGAUUAGAUGGUAAAUGCAGUGCAAGGAAGUCAUAGAAGGGAUCAAAGAAGAGUCGAACGACGUUCGUCAAGCAAUAGUUGCUUCGUGAUUUUAUCCCAGGUGCUUUAGGUUUGAUGUUACCAAUAUUAUGUACUUUUAAAUUUAUAUACUAGCUAAUAUAUUGAAUCAAGGCCUUGGCAUACGUAUUAAAUGUGCAGCUAUUAUAUUUCCAAAUAUUUGAUAAGAAAAUGUUUACGAUCAAUGGUACGUAUCUUUAUGAUCGCUAACAAAGUCUAACGAUGUUAAUGUUCAAAUCAAUAAAAUCAAAAGCAAUCCUUUCGGGCACAAGGAACCAUGAUAAAAUACAUAGUUACUUCGUUCUUGUAUUUGUGAAAUAUUAUGAACAAAAGGUAUAAAGAAGUCGCGGUUUUUUGAAUUUUUUUCCUCAUUCUACGAUAGAGUAUCAUUUGUUCAUAGAAUCAUAAUGAAUGGAAAUGAAACAUAGGAGGAUUUGUGAUAUUUUUCUUUUUUUAGUUCUUAAUGACAUAUUAGUGACAACCUGCAGAAACGUUAUAUAAUGUAUUAUUAACUGUUAAUUUUUGUAAAUCAAUUUUUCAAAUUGAGUAUUUUUCUUAUGAAACAUAUGUCUGCUUUAAUUGUUGAUAUUUUAAUAAUUCUGUAGGUUACUCUAUUAUUUAUGCCGCUUGAACUUAUGGUAUUAUGUAAUGCUGUAGUACAAUUAUUUGUAUGAAAAAAUUGAAAAGCGGCAUGAAUAAUGUAUCAGCUGGACAUGGCAUUCCUAUUUACGUGAUAAAACUUUAUCAAGUAAACGCACAUGGUUCAUCUGAAGAUAGACAAAGAUUAAUACUCAACUAUUGUACAUAGAACGUAGACUAAUUCUGAUUUUAAUCGCCUUUAUAUUCAACAUAACUAAUCCCAUUCUCAUAUUGUCAUCGACACGUCAAUAGUUUUCGCCAAUAAAAUACAAAUAAUGUACAUAAAUAAAUUAUUUUAUUCGGUAGCUUUAUUAUGCUAAUUGUAAAUCACAGAUAGAUAAUAGACGUUGGUUAAUAAAAAUUUGAAUUUUUGAAUCUAAGUAUA